GAAAGAAUUAAAGAUACGCAGUAUGCAGAGUAAAUUGGAUUCAUUGGGGAUAGAUUUUCAGCAAUGCAAGGAAGAAAAAGAGAAAGAAAUUGAGAAUUUAAAAAGAAAACUAGAAGAGAAAGAGAUUGUUUCAAAUUAUUUCAAGAGUGAAUACAGAAAUUUAGAAAGAACACCACUUCUUCCAACCAUUCUUCUAGUUCUCUCAGUUCUUUCUUACACCCGGAGCUAUAUUCAAAGGAUCACAGCAACCCUUCUCCAGGAGUGGAUUCUGUUCCUAAACUGGUUAUUGUACUGGAUGUACACUGUACCGGGCCGGGCCGGGGAGAAAGCUUGCACCUGGUUGGACCAGACUCUUUCAAUUCUCAGGUACAAGUUGAGUGGAGUAGAACACGAGGAACCUGGUGAUAAGGUUGGAAUGGAUGAUCUUCUCCAGGUUCAAGUUCUAGCAGGCGCUCAACAGAUCCAUCUGAUACAGAUGAAAACUCAUGAACAGAAGGAACAAGCUAAACCAAAGAAGAAAAAGAAGUACUUCCAUCGAUAAUUUGAAAAUAAUCAAGUUUAUUUAAACCAUUAUUAUUUAUUAAUGC
Molecule: messenger RNA, 587 nt
Organism: Eurytemora carolleeae
Lineage: Eukaryota; Metazoa; Arthropoda; Copepoda; Calanoida; Temoridae
Source: RefSeq, a predicted model, not a curated record